Molecule: messenger RNA, 1293 nt
Organism: Spathaspora passalidarum NRRL Y-27907
Lineage: Eukaryota; Fungi; Ascomycota; Pichiomycetes; Serinales; Debaryomycetaceae
Exons: 1
Coding region: 316-1293 (325 amino acids)
Source: RefSeq, a predicted model, not a curated record
ACUCGUUGCUAUGAGUUCUGACGAAAGGGGGACUAUCUAAGACCACGGAAUUUCAUGUAAUGGUACGAUACAGAGAUUAAUAUAAAUAUCACGGAUUUUCUCUUAUAUAUCGUUUGUUAUAGUAGAUCUUUGGACGCUACUGAGUAACUAAUAAACUUAAAUGCUAGCAACCGUUACGCUACAUUAAGCACCAAUUGAGUAAGACGCGCAGUUUUCCCCAAUUUAGUCAAUUAGAUUAGAAAUCAAAAGAGAGUUAAGGUUGUUCUAGCUCAUUAGGCUUUACUAUAUUUUAUUUGUUGACAAUAAAUUAUCAUCAUGUCAUCCGAUCAAAACCAAUAUUUUGAGAUAAACAAAAACCUUGUUGAACAAUUUAUGGAGUUUAUCAUUAAUCUGGGUAGAGAAACUAAGUCAAACAUCAAAUCUAGUGUUUAUAAGAACUGCGAAUCGAUAAUCAAAGAUUUUCUGUCAUUGAAAAGGUACAAGAGCCAAAAUUCUGAUAGAAUCGAACAUUGGGAAAUUUCAUACAAUAAGUUUAGGAUAACAGAACCAGAACUAUUCAAUGCACUAUGUGAAUAUCAAACUUUUGAUCGUGCACCCAAGCAGAAAAUGGAAGGAAUUAUUUACACGGGAGAGGAUUUGAAGGUUUACGUUGAAAUAUUGAAAAAGAUUCUAGAUAAAAUAAUAUUGAAGAAAAUCCAAGGCCUGGGAUACGAAGAGGAAAAGGAUAUAUUUAACACAAUGAGGAACGUUGUUAAGACUGACAGUAAAAACUUUCCCCAUAUUAGACUUGAAAAUGCAAUUAGAAAAGUAGAUGCUAAAGCUAGAGAUUUCUUAUCAUCAUCAAGUCUUGAUGAUGCAUUUGUAAAAAUGAGAAGUUUACGGUCUACAGGUCCUGAUCCAGCUUACAACUUUAUUAUUAAAUUCAAUGAUUUUUUUGAAUACAUUCUUAUGUUAAAUUGGAUGAUUCAAACAAAAUUAGUACACGUAGCUGCUAAUGUAUUGUUACCUACUUAUGAAUUGCAUCUACAACAGAUUGAAGACGGUAAAGUUCCUACUGCCUACAUGAAACCAAAUGAGUUUGCAGAAACAGUAAUGAGACAGUCGGAAUUCAUAAAUUUGACAAGUAGAGGUAGACCCCUCAAUAUUAAUCUAUUACAAGCCGGUAAAAGCCUCUCGACAAAACCGAUAGUUAACGGGUUGAACAAUCUAGACCGUUCUGACAAAAAUGCUACUGGUAAGAAAAAGAGAAAUAGAAAUAUGAAAUAUUUAAGCAAUGUCAAAGGCGAUAAAUGA